This is a messenger RNA of Solanum dulcamara, 378 nucleotides long. Its product is annotated as agamous-like MADS-box protein AGL62. NCBI's taxonomy places the organism in Eukaryota, Viridiplantae, Streptophyta, Magnoliopsida, Solanales, Solanaceae. The transcript has a single exon. The record is from RefSeq and is a predicted model, not a curated record. Gene Ontology annotation, molecular function: RNA polymerase II cis-regulatory region sequence-specific DNA binding; protein dimerization activity; DNA-binding transcription factor activity, RNA polymerase II-specific. Bases 1 to 378 code for a protein of 125 amino acids. Gene Ontology annotation, biological process: regulation of transcription by RNA polymerase II.
AUGGCCACAAACAAAAAUAUUUCUGAGCAAAAGGUAGAAAUGAAGACUCUGCAGUCUAAGGUGACACGUUUCUCUGAUUUUUAUCAGAGAAAAGCGACCAUUUUAAAGAAAGCACAUGAACUUGCUACUAUGACAGGGGCAGAAGUAGCUGUUAUGAUCAUCUCUCCGAGAGGAAAACAAUAUGUUUAUGGAUUCCCUAAUUUUGACACAAUUAGGAAUAGGUUUCUAAACAUGGAAUCAAAUGAUGACCUUCAGGAUUGUACUACAACAACCAAUUUAACACCUGCAAUUCCAUCUUCAUCUGAACCAAAUUGUGUAACAUAUGAUUUCAAUGUUGAUGGUAACUCAGAUAACGAGAAUACCCCUACAAUUAAUUGA